ACCUUUUCUACGCAAUCCAUGGGGUCAUUCAACGAGUGACCUACAUCUCACUUUCAAAGACCACUACACAUACAUAAAUAGACAAACUUGAAUAUGCCGACGGGAGCGCCCUCCGGCACACGGACUCAGACACAAACAAUCCAGAUACCAGAUAUACCCACCCUUCAUCUUCGUGCUUCAGCUACCCCCGAACAAGAAUCUGAAGAAAAUACCAACUCUAACAAGAAGACGAAAAAAAAAGUUUCGUGGGAAGAAGAUGUCGUAGAUAAUGAGAAUAUGGGAAAGAAAAAGACAAAGAUCUGUUGUAUAUUCCACCCACAAGAUGAAGACGCAUAUGAGGUUGAAGAUGGGUCUUCUUCCUCUAGCUCAAGUUCGAGCUCUUCUUCGGAAGACGAAGGAGAGAUAAAGGAUCGUGCAGAACCUAAUGCUUAUGAAAGGCAACCAAAAUAUAAAAAAAAGAAGAAAUUGAGCAAGGAAUCUUCGUCUGAUAAUCAUCAUAGCCAUUCUCACGGACCUGACAAUCAUGCACAUUUCGAAUCUCAUUCACACACGCAUUCUCAUUGAUUAUAUUAUAUAGGACCUUUUAAUACGAAGUAUAAUCAUUUUACCUAAUAAGAAGUACAAAACUAAUAACUAAUCAGUCAAAUAAUUUAAAUUUAAUUCGUAUCUCAUCAGAUAUUAAUUUCCAAAUUGAUCAAAAGAGUGUAAACCUCCCUAGGCAUCUUGUACUUGAUUAACCCAGCAUAUAUCAUACAAUUUUUGGAGAUUUGCUUCAAAUCGUAAAGUUUGGCAUCGUUACCCAUCGAUGAGUAAGUCAGAGAGGAAAUUAGCUUUUGCAAACAAGUCAUUUCAAUAAUUAGCAACUUUGGUAUGUUCUUCAUAAUACAUUCAUCAUAAUUGCUGAACUCGUUUAUGUAGUUCCUGAUCUUC
Molecule: messenger RNA, 930 nt
Organism: Pichia membranifaciens NRRL Y-2026
Lineage: Eukaryota; Fungi; Ascomycota; Pichiomycetes; Pichiales; Pichiaceae
Exons: 1
Coding region: 94-564 (156 amino acids)
Cellular component (GO): nucleus
Molecular function (GO): protein serine/threonine phosphatase inhibitor activity; protein phosphatase 1 binding
Source: RefSeq, a predicted model, not a curated record